CAGGGGUGUCGUAAAAUUCUCUUCCAGGUCAAUUAACCUACUCCAGAAAAACUGUCUACAACCCAAACCCAAUUCCUAAGAUGGCAGGAGAGGCCAUUCUAUCCUUCGCAGGCGAGAUCCAGAAGCAAAUCCAAGCAGACGGCCACGAACUCUCGAGUCUACACUUGGAUGAAGCUACGUCGAACAAGCUAGACAGCUAUCUCAGCCAUCUGCCAGUUUCCACAAGCACCUCUUACCCCUCCAUCCGCCGGCGUUUGGACCACGCAGGCACAGAACUGUGGAACAGCUGCACGCAGCGUAUGACGAACUGCAGCGAACCAACAUCAUCCGUGGUCUUGUGCAAAGUCAAAGCGUUCGCAUGGGCUAUGCUCGAUACUGCCAUCUCGAAUAGGAGUCUGGGGAGCUUCAGAGUCUUGAAGACAGCUUACAAGCUGGUCAAGACUUGCAUAGAGCAUGGUUGCGUCGCCAUCAGCUUGAAAGUCAUCGAGGCGGUAGCUAUGCGGCUGGAUGCGCUCGAGCACUUGGAGACAGAUGUUGAUAAAGCGAGGUUGCGUCAGUGCAACGUGCAUUAUUAUGCGCUUCGGGUCCACUUGGCGUGGCUGCAAGGCAGAUCGGACAUUGCAGAUCAUUUGUUUCUUAAACUCCCUGAGUCGAUCACUGGCGAUACCUGUGUUCUGGAUCUUUGCUUCAAGGUUGGGAGCUCGGCGCUGUCGUGCAGUCAGUACGAUGUGGCGGCGAAGUGGCUGGGAAGGGGAUUGGAGCAAUGCAAGCUGCUUGCUUCUAGUUCUGAAGGAUCUGAUGUUCCUUUGCAGGAUAAGGAGCUUCUAAUUCUGCAUGCUUUAGUGCGAGCGAAUACUCACCUUGAUACGCAUGACUCGAAAGACAAUCUUGUGAGAACCUUAGGUCACUUGAAAUCUCAGUAUAGCAAUAUGUUUUCAAUUCGGCUUCUGGAGCUUGAAGUCCUUGCUCGAGAGAACAGAGAUGUGGAACGGUACUUCCAAGUACUACAAGACGCCUUGAAGGUGAUGGAUGCCUCAGAAAGCAGCUUCAGGAUGUGCGGGUAA
Molecule: messenger RNA, 1064 nt
Organism: Aspergillus japonicus CBS 114.51
Lineage: Eukaryota; Fungi; Ascomycota; Eurotiomycetes; Eurotiales; Aspergillaceae
Exons: 9
Coding region: 81-1064 (327 amino acids)
Biological process (GO): regulation of synaptonemal complex assembly; meiotic cell cycle
Source: RefSeq, a predicted model, not a curated record